Molecule: messenger RNA, 1837 nt
Organism: Bubalus bubalis (water buffalo)
Lineage: Eukaryota; Metazoa; Chordata; Mammalia; Artiodactyla; Bovidae
Gene: EFEMP2
Product: EGF containing fibulin extracellular matrix protein 2
Exons: 12
Coding region: 168-1499 (443 amino acids)
Molecular function (GO): calcium ion binding
Source: RefSeq, a predicted model, not a curated record
CGCCGGGGUGGGCCGCGCCGCGGCGGGCGGGCGGGCGGGGGGCGCUUCCUGGGGCCGCGCGUCCAGGGAGCUGCGCCGUCCGCCUGUCCGUCUGCCGCAGGCACUGCCGAAGCCAGCCGAGCCGCCGGAGCCGUGGGCCGCGGGGCCGUCGCGGGCCCAACCCCAGGAUGCUCCCGUUCGCCUCCUGCCUCCCCGGGUCUCUACUGCUCUGGGCGCUGCUGCUGUUGGUCUUGGGGGCAGCGUCUCCCCAGGAUUCCGAGGAGCCCGACAGCUACACGGAAUGCACAGAUGGCUAUGAGUGGGACCCUGACAGCCAGCACUGCAGGGAUGUAAAUGAGUGCCUGACCAUUCCUGAGGCCUGCAAGGGGGAAAUGAAAUGUAUCAACCAUUACGGGGGCUACCUGUGCCUGCCCCGCUCGGCUGCUGUCAUCAAUGACCUGCAUGGAGAGGGACCCCCACCGCCUGUGCCCCCUGCUGAACACCCCCACCCCUGCCUCCCGGGCUAUGAGCCUGAUGAGCAAGAGCACUGCGUGGAUGUGGACGAGUGUGCCCAGGCCCUGCACGACUGCCGCCCCAGCCAGGACUGCCAUAACCUGCCUGGGUCCUACCAGUGUACCUGUCCCGACGGCUAUCGCAAGAUUGGGCCCGAGUGUGUGGAUAUAGACGAGUGUCGGUACCGCUACUGCCAACACCGCUGCGUGAACCUGCCUGGCUCCUUUCGCUGCCAGUGUGAGCCGGGCUUCCAGCUGGGGCCCAACAACCGCUCCUGUGUGGAUGUGAACGAAUGUGACAUGGGGGCUCCGUGUGAGCAGCGCUGCUUCAACUCCUAUGGGACCUUCCUAUGUCGCUGCCACCAGGGCUAUGAGCUGCACCGGGAUGGCUUCUCCUGCAGUGAUAUCGAUGAGUGCAGCUACUCCAGUUACCUCUGCCAGUACCGCUGUGUCAACGAGCCGGGCCGCUUCUCCUGCCACUGUCCACAGGGCUAUCAGCUGCUGGCCACGCGCCUGUGCCAAGACAUUGACGAGUGUGAGUCGGGUGCACACCAGUGCUCUGAGGCCCAGACUUGUGUCAACUUCCACGGGGGCUACCGCUGUGUGGACACCAACCGCUGUGUGGAGCCUUACGUCCAGGUGUCCGACAAUCGCUGUCUCUGUCCGGCCUCCAACCCCCUGUGCCGGGAGCAGCCCUCAUCCAUCGUGCACCGCUAUAUGAGCAUCACCUCAGAGCGGAGCGUACCAGCGGACGUGUUCCAAAUCCAAGCAACCUCCGUCUACCCUGGUGCCUACAAUGCCUUUCAGAUCCGUGCUGGAAACUCGCAGGGAGACUUCUACAUUAGGCAAAUCAACAAUGUCAGCGCCAUGCUGGUCCUCGCGCGGCCUGUGACAGGUCCCCGGGAGUACGUGCUGGACCUGGAGAUGGUCACCAUGAACUCCCUCAUGAGCUACCGGGCCAGCUCUGUACUGAGACUCACCGUCUUCGUGGGGGCCUACACCUUCUGAGGGGCUGAAGGGCCCCAUUGACAGGAGCUGGGAGCUGCAACCCCAAGGCUGGGACUGGCCUACAUACCAUGGGCACCAGAAUCACCCAAGAAGCAAGGAGGUAACGAGGCUGCAGACUCCAGGCCCCAGCCCAGAAACUUGGACUUGGCUGGUCUGCAGCGGGCCUGAAGAAUCCUGCUCUAGACAGUGCCAGGAGGCCCUGGGUUUCAAUCCCAGCUUGGCCUCAAACUAUCAGUUGGGAGAAAUCCUAGCAGCUCUGAGUCUCAGUGUUCCAAUCCAUAAAAUGAGGCCACUGGAUUGUUAGCGCUUUAUAAACUUUUCUUUUCCAAGCUACAGAA